Manduca sexta (tobacco hornworm) is the source of this 874-nucleotide messenger RNA. RefSeq names its product coiled-coil domain-containing protein 25 (gene ccdc25). The coding region runs from base 228 to 851 and encodes 207 amino acids. Lineage: Eukaryota; Metazoa; Arthropoda; Insecta; Lepidoptera; Sphingidae. The transcript has 4 exons. The record is from RefSeq and is a predicted model, not a curated record.
UAAAUUAUUUGUUAUUAAUAGCAGUUGACAACACUGCUCACUAUCUGUCAUAAUUCCAAAGUACUUUUUGCUGUCAUUAGUUUUUGAUUUGCAUUAUCGGAAUAAUUUUCUUCUAUUUAUUGUAAUUUGCCCAUUUUCUAGCAAUAAGUAUAUUUUCUACAGGUUUUAUAAAUUUACUCAAUAUUUAUCCGACAAAAAAUAAAACUACUGUUUUCAUAGUGAGCGAAAUGGUGUUCUAUUUCACAAGUAACGUGGUGUCACCACCGGUGACUUUAUUUAUGGGUGCUGAUAAACAUGAAAAUGAAGAUCUGAUUAAAUGGGGAUGGCCAGAAGAUGUGUGGUUUCAUGUUGAUAAAGUAUCCUCAGCACAUGUAUAUUUGCGGUUAGCUCCUGAUCAGACUAUAGAUGACAUUCCAAAUUUAGUUUUGGAUGAUGCAUGCCAAUUGGUUAAAGCUAAUUCCAUUAUGGGCAACAAAAUGAAUGAUAUUGAUAUAGUCUAUACAAUGUGGGCAAAUCUCAAAAAAACUGCAGGAAUGGAGGCAGGCCAAGUAGCUUUUCAUAAAGACAAAGACGUAAGAAAAGUUAGGGUUGCUAAAAGGAAUAAUGAAAUUGUAAAUAGAUUAAACAAAACAAAAAAAGAAGCUUUCCCAGACUUAAGACAAGAAAGAGAGACUAGGGAUAGAUUAGAGAGAGAGGACAAGAAAAAAGUUCUAAGGGAAAAGAAGGAGAAAGAAAAGGAAGAAGAGAAACGAAAGAAAGAGGAAGCUGAACUCAGAAGCUACUCUACAUUAAUGAAAGCAGAAAAUAUGACUACUAAUUAUGAUGGCAAUGAUUCUGAUGAUUUCAUGUAACCAAAUAAAAGUGUUUAUAAUAG